Molecule: messenger RNA, 1786 nt
Organism: Oreochromis aureus
Lineage: Eukaryota; Metazoa; Chordata; Actinopteri; Cichliformes; Cichlidae
Gene: admb
Product: adrenomedullin b
Exons: 4
Coding region: 121-636 (171 amino acids)
Biological process (GO): adrenomedullin receptor signaling pathway; regulation of systemic arterial blood pressure; positive regulation of heart rate
Cellular component (GO): extracellular region
Molecular function (GO): hormone activity; adrenomedullin receptor binding
Source: RefSeq, a predicted model, not a curated record
AAACUUCAGACUUCAACUCAUGGUAAAGUCUUUAAGCUAAACUAGUAAAGAACACACUUGGAUGUGCACCAUUAAUUUUGUACAUCACAACACAAACUAGAGCCAGAGCUCCCAGCCAACAUGAGAUUAUUUCUGCACACCAUCAUCUGCUGCUGUGUUUUCACCACAGUCCUGCCAUUGGUAAAAGGGGCCAGAGGAGAGACCAACACCAGCCUGAGAAAAAGGUCUAGAGUAUGGCUGCAGAGCCAUAUGAAGAGAGACUUGCGCAGUCGCUUGGUGACAGGCGAUGACCAAUACUUUAGUGGACCGCAGCAGGACAGGCUUGCCAAAACUCUCCCAACCCCAUCAAGCUUUGGCCUAAAUAUAAGGUCCAGGAGGUCAACGUCAAGUCAAUCUGGUUGCUUCCUAAUCACAUGUAUAUACCACGACUUGUUCCACCGAUUGGUCCAGAUAAAGAAGAACGAAAAAACAGACACCACUGCUCCUACAUCAAAGAUAGGACGGAAUGGCUAUGGACGUCGCCGCCGCUCACUCCUGGAUGCCACUCAGCUCGUCCUCGAGACAGGAACGCAUAGAUGGAGCACGGAAACUGGUCAGCGAGUCAGCAACACCAAAAGCACACACACGGUGGCCUAAGGCAGGCAUGAGAAAGCAAAGGAGAGUCCCUGUUGAGGUUAUGUGAGCACUGCAGAUGAAGAUAAGUCCACGCAGAACUUUUAUUCCACAGAUUCAGAGCUAGAUAUAGCGAAAGACUGGCUGCUACAUCUGCACAGCCCAUCAGAGGAAGCUCAAACCACUCUGGAUGAACGGAAGAUUGAAAUAAAUCAAACUGAGACGUUUGUGUGCACAUGCUUCGGUUCAGGUUUCAGUGUCUCUGAACAAGUGUUUGAUUUAUUGAUGAAUUCAAGCCAGACCUAUGGGACUUGACAAGAAUGUCUGUCUCUUCUUCAGCAUCCAAAGCGAGCUUGGCAGCUGAGACAGAAGACAAUUCCUGAGGAUCUUCUCCGAAACACAAAGCUUGGAGGAACACAUUCUGCAACAAGGGAGCCUUUUUAUUUUACUUUUUCUUCAAGGAAUCAGCAUUACUGGGCCCCAAACUAUCAAAUGCAGAAUCCUCACAAAACUGAACUGAAUGUACUGAAUUGCUUGUUAGCUACAAUUUUUUAUAUAUAGAUAAACAUAUAAAAUAUGUACCUUAUAUGUUAAACUAUGAAAGACUACCUUAUAAUGUAUGUAACUAUAAUUUCCAGCAACAAAACUGCAUAUUAAACAUCUUUAUUUUAACUUCAGUGAAGUAUCUGAUGUAUCUGAAAUGUGUCAAUUUUUUGUUUUGCUUUUUAUAUUUCUAUGUAUGUAUCUAAACAAUGAGUUGUACCAUUUGCCUUCACUUGAUUACACCUUUUUGGAACUUGCUCAUAUUUAACAUGUCUUAUGGAUAUUUAUCUGCACCUGAAGCAAAGCAGGCCUUUUAGUUUGGGGCUGAGCUUUCACUUAAAGGGAAGGAGAAGGAUUGAUGAGCUGAUGAAAGUGCUGUGCUGCCAUCUAGCUUCACAGCGGGCUUAUGUGUAACAAAUGCAGACCAAGCCAUUUCAAAGCAUCUACUUUGGUGUGUUAAAUGUUAGGUUUGACAUUUAUCGCCUCCUAUAUUUGAAUGUUAUAAAUCAUAAUCAUUUGCUCACAAUUCAGCUGAAAUUACUUGAAAAGGUAUUACUGAACCAGAUUGAUGUCUUGCUUCGAAUACCAGGAACUGUAAUAAUUUUCAGUAAUAAAUGAACAAAUAAAACAA